Messenger RNA from Gordionus sp. m RMFG-2023, 3757 nucleotides. RefSeq lists its product as uncharacterized. Gene Ontology annotation, biological process: regulation of transcription by RNA polymerase II. NCBI's taxonomy places the organism in Eukaryota, Metazoa, Nematomorpha, Gordioida, Chordodea, Parachordodidae. The transcript is spliced from 13 exons. The record is from RefSeq and is a predicted model, not a curated record. Gene Ontology annotation, cellular component: Rpd3S complex. Bases 126 to 3356 code for a protein of 1076 amino acids.
UUGAAAUAUAGAAUAUGCUCAAUAUGGCUUAAUUAAAAUAAAUUUUCAUAUUAAUUCAGCGUAUUGCUUCAACUCAUUAUAUAUUUUAUAUCUGUUAUUAUUCCAAAUCAACUCAUGAAAUAGCAAUGGAAUUUGCCACUUCUUAUAAAUCUCCAAAUGUUGUUUAUGACUUGGAUACAACAGGCGGACUUAUGGAAGAAAUACAAAGGAUAAUAGCUCCACCUAAUUAUGAUAUAAAGAAGGAUAAAAAGGGUGGAAUAUCUAACUAUGGCUAUAGAAAACCAAAAGCAAAUAAUCAUGAAUAUUGUGAUAGUUGUUUUGAAGGUGGAGAUUUAAUUUGCUGUGAUAAAUGCCCUGUAUCUUUUCAUUUACAAUGCUACGAUCCACCUUUUUCUGAGGAAACAGUGCCAAAAGGAUUUUGGAUGUGUAGAAAAUGCAAAGCUCAAUCAGAGUUGUUAAAAAGCACUCUUCUUAAAUCAAAGCUUAGUACAUAUUCAAAUUUACCCAAUAAAAGCAACAAUAAUAUUAAUAAUCAAAAUGAUUUGAAUUUUGAUGUAAACACUUUUGAUAAACUUGGCAAUAUUAAACUUUCUAAAAAAGGAAUAUGUGACAACAAGGAUAGCUAUAAUAAAAUUAGGCCAAGAACACCACCAAACAAUAUCAUUAAUUCCAAACCAAAUUUUACUAUUAUGACAAACAAUAUUAUUACUGCAAAUAGUGUUAAAAAUAAUCUUGCAUCCCAUCAAAUAAAUAAAAAUUUGCAUGGUAAAAAUAAUUUACCAUUGCCUAAUUUAUAUAAUAAUAAUAAUGCUAUAAAUCAAAAUUUAAUGAACAAUAAUCUUGACAAUAGUAACAAUGCCAAUAAAUCUUCAGAACAUUUCCCCAUAUAUAAAGAAGUAUUUUUUCCAGAAUUAUGUUUUCCGGAUCAUAAUUCAGAAUAUUCAAAAAUAUUUGGUGAUACUUACCAAAAUUAUAAAAACAAAGAAAAUUCAUUCUAUCAAGAAUUAGAAAAAAAAAUGGAUUAUCAUAAAUUACCAUGCAAUGAAUCCAUAUGCCAAGAGGAUGUUAAAAUCAAAUGUAAAACACUGUUACAACCAAUAGACAAAUUGAUACAAGAAGCUCAAAUGAGCAAUCCCACGGAGUUUAAAUUGCCAAAAAAUUUAUCCACUUGCCCUUACAUCUUUCCUGGUUAUACAAAGGUUAAAACUAUAUACAACGAUGUAACUCCAUUUGCCACGUCCAACAACACCCACACUCAUUUACUCACAGACCAUCACCCUAACUGUCUUCCACCCUCAUUCAGCUUAAAUCUUAACAGCUCUUACUCAAACCCCACUAUCAAAUCAAGCGAACCAAACAAUGGACACAAAUCCAUAUCCUCUAUCAAGGAAAUCUCAAAAUUUUCGGGUAUUAACAAUAGCAGUUUAGAUCAUACUCGCUACACCAGAAAUAAUCACCAAAAUACACAGUCCAAUCGGGUCACCACAGAAACAGACGUAUUCCAAGUUACGCUGCCACCUAAAUUGUGCUUUGUUUGCAAGAGGAGCUGCGCCAAACAGAUGCUGUUGCAAUGCGAUUACUGUCCUCUAUUAUUUCACAUGGAUUGUCUGGAGCCCCCUCUGACCUACGUUCCGCCCAACGUUCAAUGGAUGUGCCCCAAUCACCCAGAACAUUUGCUCGAAAAAAAAUAUUGGAAGGACAGCAAUUCUUUGACUGAUCGAAUCAAAAUUUGGGACAUGAUAUCGGAUUCCGCUUUUAAUAGAAAUUCCGGAGCCGAGUUAAGUGGUUCCUUCGCUUUUAAACAGAAAUUUCUGCGGAAAGUUAAUACCAAGUACCCUCUUUUCAACCGAAAAUUAGCUGUUCGACUGAGGCCUAGAGCUUUUAUACCCAAAGAUAUAGAAGAUUUGUACGAAAGAAUAGAUAAAAAUAUUCACUCUCACCCGUCUCCUACUCCUCAAAAUAUAAAGAAAACUUCUGUUAGAUCACCUAUCACGAAUUCAGAAUAUACGACGGACUACGAUAUGGAAGAAGCCGCUAAAAGUUGUUCCAUAAAUACUGAAUUCGAUUCGAAAAUCCCGAAUAUUUUACUCGAUGACGGAAGGUCUACUGAUAGAUUGACUUCUGAUCAAGAACAAUUUAUCUCUUCUCUCUUAUCCUUACACCACAAAUACGAACCUUCUACCCCUUCCCAUCCAAUCAAUUCCAAUUCAACGCACUCGGCAAAUAGCCUAACACUCUUGAUUCACAAGCUUUUAGAUGAUCUUAAACCUAAAUCUUCAAUUCUGCCAACUUCGUCAAAGAUCAUCGAUCCAUUGCAUUGUUUUAGCCCUACGUUGUUAGUCAAUGAAUCACGUUACGAACAUGUUAGGUUGACCGGUAAACUCGCAAAUAUGUCUAAUCGACACGAAAAUCUUACUGUUGUUAACUGCAUCGAUUCACACUCCGAUAUUCGACCGACUAAACCGAAUACUUUAAAUUUCGCUGAUAAAAAAAUUUUCGCCAAAAUUCCGCGACUUAACCUCCCCCAAAAAACAAAUCACAUUAUUUACGAUAACCUACCCCCUAUGAACGUUAAUCCUCGUCUUCCUCUAGGCGAUUUAAACCCUAGUGACGUAGAGGGUGGAGCUUUCAGACUUUUGAACGGGGAUAUUGGACAAAUUACUAAUGGUUACAGAGAAGACAGGAUAGAUUUUACUACGUUUGAUGUUCCGGAGAAUCAAAUUACAAUGAAAAAAAUUGCCUAUAAUAACUGUAACGACGAUUCCAAAAAUGUGGCCAAAGAAUCGGUUAUAGAAGCUGAUAAAGGGAAUUUCGUAAAUCAUGUCGAAAAUAUUUACCAUGGUUGGAAUGGAGAUGUAUUACGGGAGGAAGAAUCAGACAAUCAAAAAUCUAUGCCAUUCAAACAUAAAUCGAAUGUUAUCCUUGAUCAAGAGUAUUUUCUCAUUGGUUCAGGUCAGGAAAAUAAUCUCAAUGCAUCGACCUUUAAAACAUGUAAAUUUAUAUCCACCAGGCAUUGUUGCAUUUUAUAUGAUCAAAUCUUGAAUACUCAUCAAUUACUCAAUCUUAGCCCUUACGGGACCACUUUAAUCAAAGCUUCUGUCAACUUUUCAAAUUCAACUCACACAAACUUCAAUGAUAAUCACACCAAGACUCUCAGUUUUUUAGAACAGGGGCUUGGACCGUCUUGUUAUUGUUUAGAUCUCGAAAAGGAUUACAGUUCUAUCACGGCAGAAUUUACUACCGACAGUUUUGCUACAAAUCAAAAAAUCUUAGCCCUUUCCUCGAAUGGUUUUCCCACUGACCUACAAAGUGGGGAUAUUAUUAAAUGUGGUUGUAUACACUUUUUAUACACUUAGCAUCAUAUAAUAAAUUUUGCCACCCCCAUUUAAUUACCUUAAUCUAGACAAAUUUUGGUGUAAAAAUCCUUUAAUUAUAAACGCACACUGCUAUUAUAGAAAAUCGCGACAUCUUGAUAUCUUCAAUUUAUAAAAAAUUAGAAUCCUAACCUACCUCCCUAAAUGAAAUAUUUUAAUUUAAGAUUUUAUAAUAUAUAAUUUUAGCAACUCAUUAUGUUAUUUUCUAUAGUUUUUUUUAUGCCUUACUAUUUUACACAAUAUUCUAGACAUUGCUACUGCCCCUAUACGUUUCCCCAAAAAACUUACAAUUUUUGAAUAAUUGUAAAUAAUGUCUUGAUGUGAUGUACUAAUUCUUUCUUUAUCUGUGCCUACUUAUUAGAAAAAAAACAUAUUUUUCUUUA